GAACUUUGAAGGUAUUGGAAGGUACAAAUACAUGGAAUAUUAUUCUCUAUAACCUAAUAUAAGAAAGAGAUUAAUAUUUUAAUAAAGAAAAAAGAAAUGUCCCCACUCUAUUUGUCAUGGAAGAACCCUCCAAAAAUUAGUGAUAAAAAAUAAUGAGAUUAUUCAAAUCUCAAGAACAUAGAAAACCCAAAAUCCAGAUCUCUAAAAACCCCUCUUCUCAAAAAUCUCACCAUUUUUGACUUUCAAAUCCCUAAUUUUCCUUCGAAGAAUGUUGAUCAGAGAAAAACCCCUUCUACAAUGGCAGCAACUUUGUUUCGUGUUCUUCCUCUUCAUCUCUCUCCUUCUCCAUUUCUCCCAUGGCGACGUCGGCACUGCUGCCAAAUACCCUCCGCCAUAUUCCCCGACGGCGUGUUUCGGGGGAGAUUUAAGUCAAUUUCCGACGAAUAAUAUGUUUGCGGCGGCGGCAGAUGGGAUUUGGGAGAACGGAGCGGCGUGUGGGAGACAGUAUUUUGUUAGGUGUUUUAGUGCGUCGGAACCGGAGGCGUGUGUGGCGGAUCAGACGGUGCAGAUUACGAUCGUUGAUCAUACUGAAUCGAUUGUUUCGACGCCAACGGCGCGCGGAACGACGAUGACUCUUUCCUCGACGGCGUAUAAAGCAAUUGUUAAUUCUUCAGCUACCGUUCAAUUCGUCACCAUUGAAUUUCUUCAGGUAUGAUGUGUAAAUGUGAUGAACAAAUGGGUUUCCUUCACAAAUUAAUCCAACCAUCUGCCACCUCUGGCUCCAGCUCCGGUCACCGAAAACCUAUAUCCAUACCCUGUCGCCACGGUUGGCCUCAAUGGAGACUUGACCCACCAGACUACAUCGGUGACAACGUGGAGCCAGAUUCAUAUUCAACAAAGAAGGUGACAGAAUCCCAACUCUCUGCCGGUUGCUUAACAGAGGAGAAGGCAAAGCAACUCCGAAUUAUGACGACGAGGUAUAAUACAUGAUGGAAUGUACCAUUCGGCCAUCGCAUCUCGCCUAGCUUCUGAUUUCUCAAACACUAACAAUCAAUGCCUUUCAAUUCCAUAUACGAAAUAGAAUACAUUCUCGACUUUGAAUCCCAAGAUUCAAGUGAUGGUGACUUAAUUAUCCAAUACACAUCUAAUAAUCUCUUACCUUAGUUCCUUGUUCCUUGAUUGAUUAAGGUUUGGAUUGAAUUUGUGUAUGUAAUUGAAAUGUGAAAUUAGAGGGAGGGGAUUUUUCAUCUCUUUUAUUCAAAGGAGUCAAAAUCUGUCAAUUUGGGAGUGAAGGGGUUUUUAAGAAUUAGAUUCUGGGAUUUGUCCACCUGCCUACUCUAAAAGAUAAAUUAAUUCGACCC
Cucumis sativus (cucumber) is the source of this 1361-nucleotide messenger RNA. RefSeq names its product EG45-like domain containing protein 2. The record is from RefSeq and is a predicted model, not a curated record. Lineage: Eukaryota; Viridiplantae; Streptophyta; Magnoliopsida; Cucurbitales; Cucurbitaceae. The coding region runs from base 269 to 715 and encodes 148 amino acids. The transcript has 4 exons.